AUGGAACAACUACUGUGUUUCCUCACGUUUAUUUCUGUGUUUGUUGACCUUGGAAUUUGUAAGAGUAACGAAACAUUUUUUUAUUUCGCUUAUGGCAGCAAUUUAUUAUCCAAGAGAAUACACAUCAACAAUCCGUCAGCGGUUUACUACAGUCCUGCAAAACUAGAGAAUCACAGGCUAGACUUCAAUUUUUUCGUUGAGGCAUGGAAUGGCGCAGUUUCUACUAUCGUCGAGGAUGAUACCGAAGAAGUUUGGGGUGUUUUAUGGACACUAAACAUUGACCAAAUGAAAUAUUUAGAUGACCAAGAAGGUGUAACAUUAGGCUGGUACUUCCCUAAAAAUGUGACUGUAACGACACCUGAUGGAAAGCAGAUAUUGGCUCGGACGUACCAGGAAACCAUGACUCCUGAAAAGCUGAAUAAAUGCGAGGAUUUACCAGUUGAAAGACGACCUUCGAGUACUUAUCUAGAGGUAAUAGCACUCGGUGCUAUAGAGUCGCAUCUCCCAGCGGAUUACAUUGCAUUUAUCUUCUCAUUCCCCAGCAACGCACAAAUGGCUACCGCAAAAAGAAGAAAUGAGCUAGGAUAUCCAUUUUAA
Molecule: messenger RNA, 597 nt
Organism: Arctia plantaginis
Lineage: Eukaryota; Metazoa; Arthropoda; Insecta; Lepidoptera; Erebidae
Source: the annotation of a GenBank genome assembly